Molecule: messenger RNA, 1001 nt
Organism: Onychostruthus taczanowskii (white-rumped snowfinch)
Lineage: Eukaryota; Metazoa; Chordata; Aves; Passeriformes; Passeridae
Gene: MTLN
Product: mitoregulin
Exons: 1
Coding region: 52-228 (58 amino acids)
Biological process (GO): positive regulation of mitochondrial membrane potential
Cellular component (GO): mitochondrial inner membrane
Source: RefSeq, a predicted model, not a curated record
GGAAGCGGGAGCGGGAGGCGGCGCCGGGCCGGGGCUGGAAGCGGGGUCGGGAUGGUGCUGGAGGCGCUGCGGCCGCGGGUGGUGCGCUGGGCGCUGCUGGCCGCCUUCGCCGCCGGGGUGGCGGUGGGCUGGCAGGCGGGCCGGGCGCGCCGCCGCUUCCUGCGCUGGCGGCAGCGCUACCUCCAGCGCCGCCUCGCCGCCGCGCAGGAGAAGCUGGAAGCGGCCUGAGCGCCGCCGCCGCUCCGGGCUGCCCCUGGCUGCGGGCUCCCGGCGGAUCCUGCGGCGGAUUCGGCUCCUCCGGACCUGCGGUGGGCGCUGCCUGAGCCGCUGGAAACGCCUGAAGCGCUGCUGGGGAAGGACAGCGUCCCUGGGGUAGCAGGGCUGCCGGCUGGACAGCAUCCGUGGAGUAGCGGGAAGGACAGCAUCCGUGGAAUAGCAGAGCUUCUGGAGAAGGACAGCAUCCCUGGAAUAGCGGGAAGGACAGCAUCCGUGGAAUAGCAGGGCUUCUGGAGAAGGACAGCAUCCCUGGAAUAGCGGGAAGGACAGCAUCCGUGGAAUAGCAGGGCUUCUGGAGAAGGACAGCAUCCCUGGAAUGGCAGUGCUGCCAGAGAGGACAGCAUCCCUAGAACAGCAGGACUUCUCUUCUGCCCUUCGCAAAGCAAGAUCCCAAACUGUGUUAGACUAACCUAACAAAGAGCUGAGGAUGUGCAAGCAGCGAUCCCCAGCCUGGAAUGGACUGCUCAGGGAGGUUUGGAGUCCCCGUCCCUGGAGGUGUCCAAGGAACAACUGGACGUGGCACUCAGUUCUCUGGGCUGGGUGACAAGGUGGGGAUCGGUCAUGGGAGACCUCGAUGGUCUCAGAGGUCUUUUCUAAGCUCAGCGAUUCCAUGAUUCUCGGAUUUCCAUAUUCCAAAAAAGGGUUGUCUGCACUUGUUCAGCUCUAAGCCUGCUGCUCUGCCUUUGCCAGGAGGCGCUGCCAACACAAUAAACCAGCAAAAGUCA